Messenger RNA from Saccharomycopsis crataegensis, 3951 nucleotides. It is a transcript of the gene NCR1, whose product is annotated as sphingolipid transporter. The coding region runs from base 1 to 3951 and encodes 1316 amino acids. Gene Ontology annotation, biological process: sterol transport. Gene Ontology annotation, molecular function: sterol binding. NCBI's taxonomy places the organism in Eukaryota, Fungi, Ascomycota, Saccharomycetes, Ascoideales, Saccharomycopsidaceae. Gene Ontology annotation, cellular component: membrane. The record is from RefSeq and is a predicted model, not a curated record. The transcript has a single exon.
AUGAGGUGGCUCAAUUUGUCAGUUUUGCUUCUCCUACCGUGCGUCUUAUCGGCAAAUACCCCAAUCACUCCUAUUCAUGAGGAAGGCUAUUGUGCCAUAUACGACUCUUGCGGCAAAAAAAGCUUCUUUGGAGCAGAAUUACCAUGUCCUUCAAAUAUUAAGGCGGCUAUCCCUUCUGAUAGUCAACGAGAAUUGUUAGAGGAAGUCUGUGGUGAUACAUUCAAAGAGGGUCUUGUGUGUUGUACAGAAGACCAAGUGGUGUCAUUACAGCAAAAUUUAAAGAAGGCAGAAUCAUUAAUAUCUUCUUGCCCAGCUUGUCGGGAAAACUUCUAUCAGCUAUUUUGCAGAUUUACUUGUUCUCCAAACCAAUCUCAAUUUAUUAACGUCACAAAAACUGCGGUGGCUACAAAUGGUAAAGAUAUCGUCACAGAACUUGACCAGUAUGUUGAUCCUCAAUGGGCCUCUGAUUUUUACGACUCUUGCAAAAAUGUGAAAUUUGGGGCUACAAAUGGGUAUGCUAUGGACUUAGUUGGCGGAGGUGCAAAGAAUUAUAAAGAAUUCUUGAAAUUUUUAGGUGAUGAGAAGCCGUUACUUGGUGGGUCACCGUUUCAAAUAAACUAUGUUUGGCCAGAGGAGCCUGUGGAAGAAAUAAUUCCAUCAAGUGGGAACAUCUAUCAUUGUAAUGACAAGGACCCUAGAUACAGAUGUGCCUGCUCAGAUUGUCCAGGCUCUUGUCCCUCGUUGCCCGAAGUUCAUGAAAAGGGUAGCUGUAAAAUUGGAAGCCUUAAUUGCUUUUCCCUUUCAGUCAUUAUAGUUUACCUUUCCGUUCCUGUUAUAUAUUUUGCUAUCAAGGGACUCAUAUCGGUCUACAGAAACCACACAAUUAGAAAAGCGCAAAGGAUGCAACUAUUCCAGAAUGAUUCUUUAAUUGAUGAUGCGUCCUAUAGAUCAUUCAAUGAUGAUGAUUCAAGCUCAUUCUCUAGACAGCUAAUCCACGCGAAGGAAGUUUAUGUCAUUAAUGGCAUUCUUGAGAAGUGGUUUGGGAAAUUGGCUUUUUAUUGCGCUUUCUAUCCCAAAUUCGUUAUCAUCACCACCCUUAUUAUCACUGGAUUACUUUCAGCAUGUUCCACUUUUGUUCAAUUGGAAAAGAAUCCAAUUAAUUUGUGGGUAAGCUCAUCAUCGGAAGGAUAUAAACAAAAACAAUAUUUUGAUGAGAACUUUGGCCCAUUCUAUAGAACAGAACAAAUUUACCUUUACAAUGAAACUGGGCCAGUCUUGAGUUACGAAACUAUCAGAUGGUGGUUUGAGGCCGAGAAGGAAAUUACCCAAAAGUUGACCACUGAUGGAGUAGCUUAUGAUGACUUAUGUUUCAAGCCUACAGGAGAAGCUUGCGUGAUUGAGUCUUUCACCCAAUAUUUUUCGGGAGACAUCAAUAGAGUUGAUGAAAAUAGUUGGGCCGCAAGCUUAAAAAGCUGUGCUGAUGCUCCGGUGAACUGCUUACCACCAUUCCAGCAACCUUUGAAGAAGGAGCUAUUAUUUGGGGGCUAUGCUUCCGAAGAUAUUUUAACCGCAGAAGCUUUGGUUAUCACGCUUUUAAUUAAUAAUGAUAAUGAUGAAAGUUCUGCUCAAGUAGUAAAUGCUGCGAAAUGGGAGACUGAUCUUGAGCAGCAUCUUUUGAAACUUCAAAAAGUUGCGGAUGCCAAAGGGUUGAAACUCAGCUUCAGCACUGAGAUUUCUUUGGAAAAGGAACUAAAUAAGUCAACGAAUACUGAUAUAAAGGUAAUCAUUGGUUCUUAUUUGGUAAUGUUCAUUUAUGCAUCUCUAGCCCUCGGAAAUGGAUUGCCAAGCUUCUCUGAACCAAGCUCGUUCAUAAAUACUAAGAUUUCUAUUGGUCUUGCUGGUAUUUUCAUUGUUCUAUUAUCAGUAUCUUCUUCUGUUGGUCUCUUUGCGUUGUUGGGGGCUAAAUCAACAUUAAUUAUUGCGGAAGUUAUUCCAUUCUUGGUAUUGGCGGUUGGGGUUGAUAACAUUUUCUUAAUUUCUCAUGAAUUGAAACAUAUCAAUGCUCUGUACCCAAAUGAGUCAAUUCCUGAAAGAAUCUCCAGGACGGUGGGUAGAAUUGCCCCUAGUAUUGUGUUAUCAGCAACCACUCAAAUAUUAGCCUUUUCUUUAGGCACUGCUGUGGCAAUGCCUGCUGUUAGGAACUUUGCGUUGUACUCUUCAGCGGCAGUGAUGUUUAAUGCGUUAUUACAAUUGACGGUAUUGAUCUCAUUGUUUUCUUUGGAUCAGAAGAGAGCAGAAUCGAAACGAUUAGAUAUUUGGCCAUUCAAAAAGUUGACUGCCGAUGAAAUCAGCGCUUCACAGUACAUUGACAGCAAUAAUGAUGAUAGCAGAUUGUCUUUACUCGGAUCACAAAUAGUUUUAACUGAUGGUUUUUCUCAUGAAUCUGUCUUUAACGAUAUUUUGAAAAAAUAUCUUGCUCCGGUGAUUUUGAGGAAAACAAUUAAACCUAUUCUUUUGAGUAUUUUUGUCCUAUGGCUAGGUGUGUCCUUGGCCUUUUUACCAAACAUCAAAUUUGGACUUGACCAAAGAGAUGCCAUUCCUUCAGACUCAUAUUUGAUUGAUUAUUUUAAUGCAAUGUAUAGUUAUCUAAACGUCGGAGCUCCAAUUUAUUUUGUGGUCAAGGGUUUGGAUGUGACAAAAAGACAAGGCCAACGGAAGCUAUGCGGGAGAUUUACUACCUGUGACGAAUUUUCUUUAUCAAAUAUUAUCGAGCAAGAGAGGAAAAGGCUGGAAAUUUCUACAAUUAUCGAACCUGCUGCUAGUUGGAUUGAUGAUUUCUUUUUGUGGUUGAAUCCAGAGCUUGAUGAAUGUUGCCGUUUCCGCAAAAACACUAACCAAACUGAGGUAUGUCCACCAUACGCGUCUCCUAGAAUGUGUGAGGUUUGUUAUGCCAAUCAUGAACCACGGUGGGAUACAACUAUGGAGGCUUUCCCGGAAGAAGAUGAAUUCAUGAGAUAUUUUGACAUCUGGAUUAAUACACCUAGUAUUCCUUGUCCAUUAGGUGGUAAAGCCCCAUAUUCUUCAUCCAUUUCUUUGGACGAACAAACUGGAGAAAUAAAGGCCUCUGUUUUUAGAACCUCUCAUGUUCCUUUGAGAUCUCAAGACGAUUUUAUUAGAGCCUAUCAUGAAUCAUUGAGAGUCACCAAGGAAUUGAAAUCAAAGGUUUUAGCCGCCAAUGAGCCAAUUGUUGAGUCUGAUGAUGUCUUAAAUGUGGAGAAAAACAAUCUGGAAGCUGAAAUUUUUGCUUAUUCUCCGUUCUAUAUCUUUUUCAUACAAUACGAGUCUAUCGUGAGUUUGACUUUUUCCUUACUUACUUUGGCGAUCGGUGUGAUUUUUUUGACUUCUUCAUUCCUCCUUGGCUCUUUCAGAACUGCUUCAUUAUUAUGCAUUACAGUUAUCUCCAUAUUGGUUAACGUUGGUGGUGUGAUGGCGAUUUGGGGCGUUUCGUUAAAUGCUGUCAGUUUAGUGAACUUGGUUAUCAUUGUUGGGUUAGCCGUUGAGUUCUGUGCUCAUAUUGCUAGAGCGUUCACGGUUAUUGAUAGAUUUGAGUACCGUGAUAAUAAAACAAUGGGCUCAAGAAUUCAGAGAUCCUUCCAUGCUUUAACAGGAGUUGGGGGAUCUGUAUUUGGUGGGAUCGCGAUGACGAAAUUAAUCGGAGUGUCAGUUCUUGCGUUUACUAGUUCAAAGAUCUUUAGAAUUUAUUAUUUCAGAAUGUGGUUAUCAUUGGUCAUUAUUGCGGCGUUACACAGUUUGGUAUUAUUGCCUAUUUUAUUAUCUUAUUGGGGUGGUCGGUAUUACAUUUAUUCAUCGAGGGCCAGCGUUGUUUCUGAUGAUUUGGCUUCAAGGUUGAGAUUCAAUGAGUUGAGGGAUGAUGAUGGCGAUGAUCAAUGA